AUGUCUGUGUGCUGCCUUAAUAUCAAAACAACUGCUUCUGCAGCUUGGGUUCUUUGGCUUCUUUGGUUCAAUGCACUGCUAUAUGCUCAAGGAUAUGUGAUAGUAAACUCAGUUUCAUGGUCGGUGACCAACGAAGUAGAAGAGGAAUUGGACAGCUCCUCCACUGAGGAUGCCCUGCCAGCACUGCUGGAAGAUACAAUUAGCAUGUGGAAGCAAAGCUACCCAGCUUCUGCUUACAAAGAAGACAGGGAGAUGAAGACCAGACCGGGGCCUGGCACAGCCAAACAGAUUUCUUCACCCUCUAGAAUGUUUUCCUACAGAAGAGAAAAUGAUGCAGACACAGAAAGCCCCCCUACUCCUACUGUAGAUGUCCUUCAACACAAGCUAGCCAAAGAUGCUAGGACGCUAGUCCAUCAAAGCAAGUGGGGAUUCUUGGCUACUGUGUCAACCAUGGAGACGACCAGAGGAUUGCCUUUUGGGCAUGUUUUGUUAACCAGUGAUGGCCCUUUCAAAAACAGUACAGGCAUCCCAUUAUUUUAUGUGACUCCAAAGGCCAGUUUUGUCUCCGAUUUGCUGAAAAAUUCAGUUUCCUCUUUGACAUUUGCAAAUCUGGAUAGUGAUAUAUGCAGAAAGAGCAUCACUGAGCCACAGGAUCCAGUAUGUGCCACACUGACUGUUACAGGCCAGAUAACGGCUGUACCAGUCGAGGAAUCUGACUUUGCCAAGAAAGCAUUAUUCUCCAGGCAUCAAAUAAUGAGGAAGUGGUCUCCGAAUUAUAACUGGUUGUUCCUGAAGAUGAACCCUGAGCAUAUCUACGUUACUAAUUGUUAUGGAGGCACAUUCAAUAUCUCCUUGGACGAUUAUUACAGAUUAAGCCCUUACUAAGCUAUGAGAUGCUCCUCAGCUUCUUUCAGCACAGAAAUACAUUGAUAAUCAGAUACCAGGUGGCAAUUUGUGUUGGGGGAUAUUUACAAUGAACAGACAGUUUUGAGAUUUGCAUUAAGGUUGUUAAAAUCAUACGGUCACUGCCAAAAAUAGCCACAAGCAACCUGGACAGCAAGUUAAAGCUUCAGGCAAAGCAUUGUAGCCUAACACACAACAGUGAUUUUAUUACUACCUUAAUACAUUACAGACUGAGCGCAAUGUAAAAUGCCAAAUUGUGUUUUUUUUUUUAAAAAAGUAUUACCACCUUAAGGACCAGUUAAAAGUGCAAAAUAUCAGCAAAAUCAUCCUGAACAGCAGAAGUAAAAUUUAUAUAAUCAA
Molecule: messenger RNA, 1263 nt
Organism: Bombina bombina (fire-bellied toad)
Lineage: Eukaryota; Metazoa; Chordata; Amphibia; Anura; Bombinatoridae
Gene: CREG2
Product: cellular repressor of E1A stimulated genes 2
Exons: 4
Coding region: 1-885 (294 amino acids)
Source: RefSeq, a predicted model, not a curated record